Molecule: messenger RNA, 1533 nt
Organism: Engraulis encrasicolus (European anchovy)
Lineage: Eukaryota; Metazoa; Chordata; Actinopteri; Clupeiformes; Engraulidae
Product: monocarboxylate transporter 4-like
Exons: 8
Coding region: 1-1533 (510 amino acids)
Biological process (GO): monocarboxylic acid transport; transmembrane transport
Cellular component (GO): plasma membrane
Molecular function (GO): monocarboxylic acid transmembrane transporter activity
Source: RefSeq, a predicted model, not a curated record
AUGGGUGGUGUGUCUCCAGAUUCGGGCCCCCCCGGGGGGGUCAAGGCCCCUGACGGCGGGUGGGGCUGGGCGGUGCUGUUCGGCUGUUUCGUCAUCACCGGGUUCUCCUACGCCUUCCCCAAAGCCGUCAGCGUCUUCUUCAAGGAGCUCAUAAAGGAAUUCCACAUCGGAUACAGCGACACGGCCUGGAUAUCAUCCAUAGUGCUCGCCAUGCUCUACGGAACAGGUCCGAUGUGCAGUAUCCUGGUGAACCGCUAUGGGUGUCGGCCGGUGAUGAUGGUGGGAGGGAUCUUCGCAUCGCUGGGGAUGAUAAUGGCGUCAUUCGCGACCUCCAUAUUCCACAUAUACCUCACCACUGGGGUCAUUACAGGUAUGGGCCUGGCUAUGAAUUUCCAGCCGUCCCUGAUCAUGCUAAACCGCUACUUCAACGAGAAGAGGCCACUAGCUAACGGGCUAGCCGCCGCGGGAAGCCCUGUAGCCCUGUGCUGUCUCUCACCACUGGGGCAGAUGCUAAGCUACCAGUAUGGUUGGAGGGGCGGUUUCCUGGUCCUGGGGGGUCUCCUCCUCAACUGCUGUGUGUGUGGGGCUCUGAUGAGGCCGCUCAACCCCCCCAAGAGGAAGGACGCCGACCAGGAGAACUGCGUUGAAGAGAAAAAGGACUCUUCCGCCGCCGCUCCCAAAUCCAAGCUGCUGGACUUCAGUGUGUGUCGCGAUCGCGGCUUCAUGAUCUACACGCUGGCGGCGGCCAUCAUGGUCCUGGGGCUCUUCGUGCCGCCCGUCUUCGUGGUGUCCAGAGCGAAGCACAUGGGCACGCCCGAUACCCAGGCUGCAUUGCUGCUCACCAUCCUGGGCUUCAUAGACAUAUUCGCUCGCCCCACAUGCGGAGUCAUCGCCGGCCUACGCUGGGUACGACCCAGGUGUGUGUACCUGUUCAGUUUUGCGAUGAUCUUCAACGGCACUACAGACCUGCUGGGCUCCUUCGCUCAGGACUACAACCAGCUGGUCAUCUUCUGCAUCUUCUUUGGCAUCUCCUACGGCAUGGUGGGUGCGCUGCAGUUUGAGGUGCUGAUGACGAUCGUGGGAACUGAGCGCUUCUCAUCGGCCAUCGGACUCGUGCUGCUCGCGGAGGCGAUCGCAGUACUGGUGGGACCUCCAUCCGCAGGUCGUCUGCUUGACUACACCCAUAGUUACCAGUAUGUUUUCAUGUUGGCCGGGAGCGAGGUGUGUCUCUCCGCCGUCGUCCUGGCAACCUGCUACUUCCUGUUCAUGGGCAAGAAGGAGGCGGAGCCUCCGGCUCAGGAGGACCAACCAGGCGAGGCCGACGGUGACCAGCUGGCGCUGAAGGACCAAUCAGAGUCCGGAGAUACCUCUGAUAACUCCGCCUCCACCUCUGGUAACUCCGCCUCCAGCUCGGCUAAUUCCGCCUCUGGUGGCUCUGCGGCUGCAAGCCCCGCCCCUGCGGCCGAGCCCACCACUCAGGCAACGGUGGAGGUGGGGCCUGCCAAGGAGGUGGAGCCAGAGUCUGCACUCUAA